This is a messenger RNA of Brienomyrus brachyistius, 2927 nucleotides long. It is a transcript of the gene tgfbi, whose product is annotated as transforming growth factor, beta-induced. The transcript is spliced from 17 exons. Gene Ontology annotation, molecular function: protein binding. The record is from RefSeq and is a predicted model, not a curated record. NCBI's taxonomy places the organism in Eukaryota, Metazoa, Chordata, Actinopteri, Osteoglossiformes, Mormyridae. Bases 126 to 2159 code for a protein of 677 amino acids.
CCCUCCCCAAGUGAAAACGUCUUUUGUCUCCGUAUGUAUUAAAGACGCGUCCCUUGCGUUACCUUCAACCCACAGGACCUUAAAACCGGCGCUCAGAGGGACGUUUAACAUCGAAAGCCAGCAAGAUGAAGCGUUUCGCUUUGUUCACCCUGGGUCUGUCUUUAAUUGCGGCAUUUUGCGUUGCAAAGACACCUUAUCAGUCAGUGCUUCAACACAGCAGAAUCAGAGGAAGACAACAUGGACCCAAUGUGUGUGCAAUGCAACAGAUGCACGGCACUAACAAGAAGUAUUUUACCAACUGCAAGCAGUGGUAUCACCGCAAGAUCUGCGGCAAACCGACGAUCAUCACCUAUGAAUGCUGUCCAGGCUAUGAAAGAAUCCCUGGGGAAAAAGGGUGUCCUGCAGCUCUACCAUUGGUGAACAUCUACAGAACCCUGGGCGUGGUUGACGCUACCACGACCCAGAUGUACUCUGAGAGAGCCGAGCUGAAGGCUGAGAUCGAGGGGCCAGGGAGCUUCACGUUUUUCGCCCCCAGCAACAAGGCCUGGGAAUCCCUGUCUGCCGAAAUCCUGGAUGCUCUCGUAAGCAAUGUCAACAUUGAGCUGCUCAACGCUCUGCAUUACCAUAUGGUCAACCGGCGCUUGACCUCUGAUGACCUCAAGCACAACUCUGCCUACUCAUCCAUGUACCAGGACUUCAAUGUCCACAUUCACCACUAUCCCAAUGGAGUUAUCACUGUCAAUUGUGCCCGUCUAGUGAAGACAGACCAGCAUGCGACCAAUGGGAUUGUCCACGUGGUUGACCGGGUCAUCACAGCCAUCACCAAUGACAUUCAUUCCUUCAUUGAUACUGAUGACAACUUAGAAACCCUGCGGACCGCAGUGGCCGCUGCUGGCCUGACAUCCGUGCUGGAGAGCAAUGGUGAGUACACUGUAUUUGCACCAACCAAUGAGGCCUUCGAGAAGAUUCCACAUGAAACUCUGACCAGGAUUCUGGGUGAUCCUAUUGCUCUGAGAGACCUGCUGAAUUACCACAUUCUGAAGAACAUUCAGUGCUCUGAAUCUAUUGUGGCUGGCACCCCUCUGGAGACCCUGCAGGGCACCGUGCUUGAAGUGGGAUGCGAUGGCACUAACAUGACCCUCAACGGCAAGGCCAUCGUCACCAAAACAGACGUGCUCGGAACCAACGGUGUCAUCCACUACAUCAACGAGCUUCUUAUCCCUGACUCGGCCAAGACCCUGCUAGAACUGGUCCAGGGGUCACCUCUAUCGAUAGCCACGCAGCUUUUUGUUGAUGCUGGAUUGAGGUCCCACUUGUCUGGAUCAGAAGCUUUGACCCUCUUGGCUCCUCAGAAUGAAGCCUUCAAAGGCGGCAGCAUGACGCUAAACUCUGAGAACAAGAGGCUGUUGAGGAACCAUAUCUUGAAGAAGCAGCUGUCCUCCAAGCACCUGUAUGAUGAGCAGAUAUUGGAGACUCUUGGGGGGCUGAAGCUCCGAGUGUUUGCCUACCGCAAUAACCUGUGCAUCGAGAACGCCUGCAUUGCCGCCCAUGACAAGACUGGCCGCUUUGCCACCCUAUUUACCGUGGACAAGGUCCUGACCCCACCGAUGGGGACUGUCAUGGAUGUGCUGAAGGCGGACAACCGUUUCAGCAUACUGGUAGACCAGAUCCAGAAGGCAGGCCUGACAGAGCUGCUGAACCAGAAAGGGUUCUUCACUGUCUUCGCUCCCACCAACGUGGCUUUCCACGGCAUGAGCUCAACAGAGCGGAACAGGAUCAUGGGUAACACUCAACAGCUGGAGAGCCUGCUGAAGUACCACAUCGGCCCGAAGCUGGUGGUAAGUGGAGGAGCGGGAUCCCACACCAGGCUGCAGCCGCUGCACGGGGACAGCCUAGAACUAAGCAUGAAGAAUGGGACCUUGUACGUCAACAAGGUGCAAGUGACAGAAAGCGACAUGAUGGCCACUAACGGAGUCGUCCACGUCGUGGACACCAUCGUUAAGCCGCUGCCUGCCAGGGUUGUCAGCGAUGAGACAAAUGUUGGGGCAGGCCAGAGGGUGUUCAGACAUGCCCCCCGCCCACAGAUCAUUAGAGACGAGGAUCUUUUUCAGAAGGUUUUGAGAAGUCAUUCCAGUAGAACUGUGCAUCACUCCCAGUAAGUCCACACAGAAAAACCAGUCAUCCAGGAGGAAAGCAACCCCCAAGUUAUGAAAAUGAUUCCUUCUACUAUGGAAUAUAAUCAUACACUUGAACAUUCAGUGGGUAACGCAUCUCUAUUUUCUUAAAAUAAAAAUGAACCAGAAAAAAUGCAGAGGUUAAAAUAUUUUGGUAAAUAAAUAUUUGUAUGGUUGUUUUAUUAUGCCAAAGACCAAUGUUGAAUUAGCAGUACUAUAUUUUUUGUGCAUGCUGUGUUAACGUGCAUUGUCAAACCAAGAACCGUUCUUGCUUUAUAAAGCAGAGUUUUAGAGAACUCGUACAUGUGAAAGUACUCUUCCGUUAUUCACAAUGUAAAGUCAGAACCGAUUAUUCUCUUACUAUAUACUUGUAGCAUGUUUGCAUGGUUUAAGACUGAAUCCGUUCAUAGGCAUUUGCUUUUCUAAGGCCUGAUCAUGUUUUCUCUGUUUUGUGGAUUUUCUAACAAACACCCAAAUCAGACACACCCAUUCUAUAACAAAUUAUCAGUGACUUGUGUGAAGGACCCCAGAAAUGAUUGCACAUCCAAAAAUAAAACAAUAAUUUUUUAUUUGAGUGUUGCUUUGGUAUUUUAAAAACACAGUAAACCAGCCUCUUUUGUGCUAUGCAUUUCUCAUCCAGUAUUGUAGCGAGGAUCUUCUUCUGUAUAGAUACUUUCAAUAGCUUAUGUAGUGUCUUUGUUUAACAUUUCUCCAGUAGUUACUUGAAUAAACGCAAAAGCUAUUUGUUAUGAA